Penicillium canariense is the source of this 1212-nucleotide messenger RNA. RefSeq names its product Dcp1 family protein. Lineage: Eukaryota; Fungi; Ascomycota; Eurotiomycetes; Eurotiales; Aspergillaceae. Gene Ontology annotation, cellular component: P-body. The coding region runs from base 1 to 1212 and encodes 403 amino acids. Gene Ontology annotation, biological process: positive regulation of catalytic activity; deadenylation-independent decapping of nuclear-transcribed mRNA; deadenylation-dependent decapping of nuclear-transcribed mRNA. The record is from RefSeq and is a predicted model, not a curated record. The transcript has a single exon. Gene Ontology annotation, molecular function: mRNA binding; enzyme activator activity.
AUGCCCGGCCUCCCGCAAUCGGCCCAGCGCUCACCAUCUUCCUCACCUGCCAUUCCAAAGAAAAUCCACCACCACCACCGCUUCACCCACCUCCCUCCCUCCAUCACACCUACCAUGAGCUCCCGAAAACCCCGGCGAAACAAUAACCACAACCACAAUAACAACAAUCAUAACCACAACCACAACCUCACGCAAAACCACCUCACCGAUUAUGAAUCUGACGCCGCCUACUUCUCCGACAUGCAGCAGCAACAACAACCAGGACCACCGUCCCGCACCAACGAGGAGAUAAACCUCUCCGUCCUACGUCGCCACAACCCCGACAUCACCUCGAUCCUCUCCCUUGCCCAGUACGUCGUCGUAUACAUCUUCAGCCCGACAACGCGACAGUGGGAAAAGAACGGCGUCGAAGGAACACUGUUCGUCUGCCAACUGACGCAGGGCAGUCUCGGCGAGGAGCGAUACACUGCAUUCGUGCUGAACCGGCGCGGGCUCAACAACUUCGAUCUGCAGCUGACCGAUGGGGAUAACGUGGAGCUGACGGAGGAAUACGUGAUUCUAAAGGCGGACGAGGGCGCCGAGGACGAGAGCGGCGCGAACGGCCUCAAGGACCCCUCGAAACCGCAGGGCAGGCAGGCAAAUGGUACCAGCACGCCUGGGCUGCGCAUCUACGGCAUCUGGAUUUACUCGGAGCCGUCGCCGAACUCGACUGCUCAGGCCCGAACCAUCAAUGCGGAGAUGAUCAGGGAGUGCGCUACCCACGCCGGACAGAGUCUGAAGAUUAUGCGUGAGCGGCUGGAGGCUAUGCGCCAGAAUGGGUUACAUGAGGCCGCGGCCGCGGCGGUAACGCAUGCCGCCCCCUUGGAGGAGGUCCAGGCGAGUGUGCCUAUGGGACGCCAAAUAUCGUUGAAGGAUCUGUUUGGCCAACAGCGUGCCCAGGAUGAUGGGUGGAGCGUGCGCGCGCAUCACAUAAGCCCCGUUGAGCAACCGCAAGCUCAGCAGCAGCACUAUCAGCAAAUUGCACCACAGCAAUUCCCACAACCCCCGCCGCAGCAGUACCCUCAGCAGCACUAUCAGCAACCGCAGGCAUAUCCGGGCAUGAUGCCCCAACAACAGCAGCAACCACCGCCUCCACCCCAGCCGCAAGCAGAUGUCCUUGGCGACCUCUUCCGCAAAGCGGGAUUUGCAUAUCAGGGCGGUGGACAGGGAUAA